AUGGACGACGAUUUAGAGAAAAGAGGGAAGGUUUUGUUGUGGGAUUUGCUCGUGAAUGAUAACGACGAUGUGUGUUUCAAACACGUGCUUCCGAGAUUGAAUUCGAACGAUGUGAAAUUCUUGUACGGAGUGAAUAGUGAAACGAGAAAGUUGAUUGAGAGAUCGUCUCGCGCGAGCGAUUUGAAAAAGAGGUUUAAAAUAGAAGAGAUGUCGUCGAUAUCGACUUUGGAAGUUGCGUGGGAGCAUAAAUCGUUGUGGCCGAGUUGGUGGCUUUCGUCAUCUUUCUGCGAGCAAGUUGCUAAAACGAAUAAACUCGAGUUGCUCAAGUGGAUACGAGAGGAGAAAAAGUGUGAGUGGGAUGUAGGGACGAUUAAUGCGGCCGUAGGACAAGGUAAUCUGGAAAUGGUCAAGUAUUGUGUUGCAAAUGAGUGCCCUAUCAAUUGGUCUGCGUGUGGAUGCGCUGCCUCAGGAGGUCGUCUCGAGAUACUCAAAUACUUACGCGAAGAAGCCAAAGCGCCUUGGGGUUCUUGGACUGCCACGAGAGCGGCUUCAAAUGGUCAUCUUCAUAUACUUGAAUAUCUUGUUGAGCGUAAGUUUGAUGAAUUAGAAGAUGCGUGUGAGUUUGCGGCCAAGAACGGCCACUUGGACUGUUUGAAGUACUUACACGAAACCGCCAAAGCGCCUUGGGACUAUUUGGCCGUGCGAGAAGCGCACGACUACAACGAAACCGAAUGUGUACAAUACCUCCUCGACAACGACUGUCCAUUACCAGAUGGUUGGCGAUACGAGCACGGAGAGUUACACGUGCUCGUAGAAUCAGAAUCAGAAUCAAGUUCCGAUUAUAGUUUAUUUUAG
Molecule: messenger RNA, 855 nt
Organism: Bathycoccus prasinos
Lineage: Eukaryota; Viridiplantae; Chlorophyta; Mamiellophyceae; Mamiellales; Bathycoccaceae
Exons: 1
Coding region: 1-855 (284 amino acids)
Molecular function (GO): protein binding
Source: RefSeq, a predicted model, not a curated record